UUUCCUGUCAUAUGCUACGGUCACGUGACUGUCAUCAACAGUGCAGUUAAACAUGGCGGUGGCUACGUCUGUUUUCCACAGAGUAAGAACCGGGUCGAAAAUAGGCGCUCAGUAUGACCAAGACGGCAACCUCAUCCAGGUGGAAACCCGGGAGGAUGAAGAGCAGAGCGUGAAGCUGACAGAGAUCCUGGAGCUCCUGCUGGCAGCUGGAUACUUCCGAGCCCGGAUUAAAGGAUUGUCACCGUUUGAUAAGGUGGUUGGGGGUAUGACCUGGUGCAUCACCACCUGUAAUUUUGACAUAGACGUGGAUCUUCUUUUCCAAGAAAACUCAACUAUUGGGCAAAAAAUAUCCUUGACAGAGAAAAUUGUUUCUGUUUUACCAAAGAUGAAGUGUCCUCAUCGCCUGGAACCCCAUCAGAUCCAAGGGUUGGAUUUUAUCCACAUUUUCCCGGUCAUACAGUGGCUGGUGAAGCGAGCCAUAGAGACGCGGGAAGAGAUGGGAGAUUAUGUGAGAGCCUACUCCAUUUCUCAGUUCCAGAAGUCCCACAGCCUUCCAGAGGAUAAAGAGUUCGUCCAGAGGAAAGACAAAGCAGUGAGGGCAGUGCUGGACGUGUUGGAAGUGUACAAACCACAGAGGAAGUACAGGAGGCACAGGAAUGCAGAGGAGCUGCUGGAUGAGGAGUCCAGGGUCCACUCCACUCUGUUGGAAUAUGGAAGCCUCUGUACUAGAAUGUCAGAGCUCUUGCUGCGAUAUGGAUUCAGCAAGCAGAGCAAACAAGACAAGGUCGAUGAGGGGAAGGUUUCACUGGCCGGUGGCUCUCAGGCAGCAUCUCAUGGGGUGGUUGACGUGUCAGAGGAAGAGGACCUGCAGGCAGUAGAGGAAAUGCGAAUUAAAACGUUGAUGACCAACAUGGCUGCCAUGGCAACAGAGGAGGGGAAGCUGACAGCAAGUGCAGUGGGUCAGCUCGUCGGGCUGCAGUCUGAAGAGAUCAAACAGUUUGCUUCUGAGUACGCCGAGAAGCAGUUAGAGCUGUCCUCAGAGGAGCAUGAGCAUUAUGGCCCACUGCAGCAGCACCACAGGGUGGUCGCCUCGCUCAACAAACAGAUCCAGCAGAAGACUAAAGAGCUGGGGGAGCUGCAAGCCAAGCAUGCAGAGGUGAAGAUGGGCUGUGAUGAGGACAAGAGGAAACUAACGGAGGCUACAAAGGUGUCAGAGACUUUGGGGAAAGAGUUGGUGUGUUUGGAAGAAGUGGAGGAGCAGGCUGACAGGAGGCUGCUCGAUAAGCUGAGGGCUCUGGUGACGAUGAACGAGAACCUGAAGCAGCAGGAGCAGGAGUUCCGCACACACUGCAGAGAAGAGAUGGCUCGUCUGCAGAGGAACAUUCAGGAGCUAAAGUCUGCAUCAGGACAGGAUACAGAGGAAGAGAAGGAGAGGGACCAGCUGAUUGACAAACAGUACAACACAGGGAGAGAGAAGCUACAGAAGAUCCGCCUGCUCAUGGCUCGCAGGAACCGAGAGAUUGCCAUCUUGCAGAGGAAGAUUGAUGAGGUGCCAAGCCGAGCUGAGCUGACACAGUAUCAGAAGAGGUUCAUUGAACUCUACAGUCAAGUUUCUGCUACUCACAAAGAGACUAAGCAAUUCUUCACUCUGUAUAAUACACUGGAUGAUAAGAAAGUCUAUCUUGAGAAGGAGGUGAACCUCUUGAAUUCUAUUCAUGACAACUUCCAACAAGCCAUGUCGUCUUCAGCUGCCAAAGAGCAGUUCCUCAAACAGAUGGAGCAGAUAGUCGAGGGAAUCAAACAGAAUCGCAUCAAGAUGGAGAAAAAGAAGCAGGAGAACAAGAUGAGGCGAGAUCAGCUGAAUGAUGAGUACCUGGAGCUCCUUGACAAGCAGAGGCUGUAUUUCAAAACUGUCAAGGACUUUAAAGAGGAGUGUCGGAAGAAUGAGAUGCUGCUGUCUAAACUGAGAGCUAAAGGAGCCUCUUAGCUCCGACCCUUCUGUUGGUGUGUCUCAUUCUAAGUAAUAAAUAUGAUGCAAACCAGUUACUAAUCGAAUUACUUGGAUGACUUUCAUAUAAAAUCCUGGACAUGAACUGUGUUCUUCACAUGUGCCAGAUGCAGCAGACUGGACGACGUAAAUGCAAAUCAUUGUUUUAAUCACACCUUCUGUAACAUCAUAGUGUCACUAAUUAAGACCACGAUCAGCCAGUUCUACCUAAUGUUUUACAUUUCAUGGUGAACAUAACAAUAAAAAACUUAACCAGAGCUCCACAACAGUCUUGCAAGUCAUGACAUUGUGUUUAAUAAUACUGGGCAACUUUUACUAACUCCCCGCACUGCACUGACUGUGAACUAUACGUACGUCUUUAUGAUGAUCAUGAGUUCAGGCUGCAACAGUGAAGAGAAUCCCAUAACCUGUAAUAAUGAUGGUUUUGUGUUGGAGAGUUUCCUGGUGUAUUUACAUGCCUCUGAAGAUUGUCUUCCAUGUACCAUCCAAUCACCAUGGAUGCAGUAUUUAAUGAAUAAAGAAUUGCUUAUACAAACAGCAAA
Molecule: messenger RNA, 2550 nt
Organism: Maylandia zebra (zebra mbuna)
Lineage: Eukaryota; Metazoa; Chordata; Actinopteri; Cichliformes; Cichlidae
Gene: ccdc93
Product: CCC complex scaffolding subunit CCDC93
Biological process (GO): Golgi to plasma membrane transport
Source: RefSeq, a predicted model, not a curated record